CAAGACCCGAGGGCGGAGUGCAGGAGAAGUCGGAGCAGCAGUGCAGUGCAGGUGCGCGGGGGGAGAGUGAGAGAGUGACCCAGUCCCCUGAUGACGCGCCGGUGGUGGGACAUUUCUCUGUAGUGAAGCCCCCCGGUUCCACCCCACCGUCCAGGCCGGAGGGCGAGCAGCGGGAGCGGAGUGUCUGUGGAGGAGCCGGCGAGCGCCGUCAUGGCUCUGCAGGAGCUCUACACUAAAUAUAACCGAGUGUGGAUCCCUGACACUGAGCAGGUGUGGAAAUCAGCAGAAAUCCUCAAAGACUUCACACCAGGAGACCAAGCUCUGCACCUACAGCUCGAGGAUGGAACUGUCCUUCAGUACCCUGUGGAGGGGCCUGGUCAGUUACCCCCUCUCCGUAACCCUGACAUCCUGGUGGGGGAGAAUGACCUGACAGCCCUGAGUUACCUGCACGAGCCUGCAGUGCUGCACAACCUGCGCGUCAGAUUUGUGGACUCUAGAAUCAUCUACACUUACUGCGGAAUUAUCUUAGUGGCUGUCAACCCUUAUAAACAGCUCCCCAUCUAUGGAGAUGCAGUCAUCCAUGCUUAUUCUGGCCAGAAUAUGGGCGAUCUGGACCCCCAUAUAUUUGCAGUGGCAGAAGAAGCAUACAAGCAGAUGGCAAGGAAUAAUCGGAACCAGUCUAUCAUAGUGAGUGGAGAGUCUGGAGCAGGGAAGACUGUGUCUGCUCGCUAUGCUAUGAGAUAUUUUGCAAUGGUCAGCAAAUCUAGCAGCAACAAACGAGUAGAGGACAAGGUUUUAGCAUCAAACCCUAUCACUGAGGCAAUAGGUAAUGCAAAGACCACAAGGAAUGACAACAGCAGUCGAUUUGGGAAGUACACUGAAAUCAGCUUUGACAGAAGAUACCAGAUCAUUGGAGCCAACAUGAGGACGUACCUUCUAGAAAAGUCGAGAGUUGUUUUUCAGUCAGAGAAUGAGAGAAACUAUCACAUCUUCUACCAGAUGUGCGCCUGUGCAGAGCAGCCAGAGUUUAAAAGCCUAAGACUGUUGAGCGCAGACAAGUUUAACUACACCUGCAUGGGAGGGGACACAGAUAUCCAAGGAGUGGACGACCGCGCUGACAUGGCUGAAACCCGCCGCACUUUCAAUCUACUGGGACUGAAGGAUGACUUUCAGGCUGACGUGUUUAAGAUGUUGGCAGCGAUUCUGCACCUGGGCAAUGUGGUGAUCAAAGCAGUUGGCUCUGACCAAUCGUCCAUUAGUUCUUCCAACUCUCACCUGGCUGUGUUCUGUGAUCUGCUGGGAGUCAGACAAGAAGAUAUGAGCCGCUGGCUGUGUCAUCGGCGUAUUGUCCUGGCGUCUGAGACAGUGGUCAAACCGCAGCCGAGGGAACGUGCCAUCAACGCCCGGGAUGCACUGGCCAAGCACCUUUACGCAUAUCUGUUCGACUGUGUCAUCCACAAGAUAAACCAGGCGCUGCGUGUGCCUGGCAAACAGCACUCUUUCAUCGGAGUGCUGGAUAUCUAUGGAUUUGAAACAUUUGAUGUGAACAGCUUUGAGCAGUUUUGUAUCAACUAUGCCAAUGAAAAGCUACAACAGCAGUUCAAUCUGCAUGUGUUUAAACUGGAGCAAGAGGAGUACAUGAAGGAGGACAUCCCAUGGACACUAAUCGAUUUCUACGACAACCAACCAGUCAUUGAUCUGAUCGAGGCUAAGAUGGGUAUCCUGGACUUGCUGGAUGAAGAAUGUCUGUUUCCUCAGGGGACGGAUAUGAACUGGCUGCAGAAGCUCUAUAAUUAUCUGGGCUCCAAGCCUCUGUUUGAGAAACCUCGUCUGUCCAAUGAGGCGUUCGUGAUCCAGCACUUUGCAGACAAGGUAGAAUAUCAGUGUAAAGGUUUCUUAGAGAAGAACAGAGAUACUCUGUAUGAAGAGCUGGUGGACAUAAUGCGAGCAAGCAAGUUUCCUCUCUUGGCAGAUUUCUUCAAUGAAGAGGAAAAUAAUUCUGUUAUCAAAGGUGUCAAAGUGAAAGCGGCAAGACCUGCAGUCAAACCAGUCAAUAAGCAGCUUCGGACUACUGUAGGAGACAAGUUUCGCAGUUCUUUGUACCUGUUAAUGGAAACACUGAAUGCUACCACACCCCAUUACGUCCGCUGCAUUAAGCCUAAUGAGGAGAAGCUGCCGUUUGAAUAUGACUCAAAGCGUGUGGUGCAGCAGCUGCGGGCGUGUGGUGUACUUGAAACUGUGCACAUCAGCGCUCAGAGCUACCCCUCCAGGUGGACAUAUAUAGAGUUCUACAGCCGCUACAGUAUUCUGAUGAGUCAGGCGGAGCUCAGGGCGGGAGAGAAGAAGCAGAUUUGUAGAACAGUGCUGCAGAGACUUAUCCCUGACUCAAACCAGUACAAAUUUGGCCGGACCAAGAUUUUCUUCCGGGCGGGUCAGGUAGCGUACCUGGAGAAGCUGCGUUUGGACCGUCUGCGAACUGCAUGUAUAACAAUCCAGAAGCACGUGCGGGGCUGGAGGCAGAGACAAAGAUACCUGAGCAUGAGACAAGCUGCCAUUAUCAUCCAACAGUACAUCCGCGGCAAGAGGCAGAUCAGGCGCACUUUGACAGCAGCAGCACUGAAGCAGGCCUGGGCAGCAGUGGUCAUCCAGAGACACUGCCGUGGCUAUCUCAUACGACGGCUUUACCUGCUUGUUCGGGUUGCUACCAUCACUAUCCAGGCCUACGCCAGGGGGUGGAUGGCCCGCAAGCGCUAUAAAAAGAUGGUGGAGGAGCACAAAGCUCUGGUUUUACAGAAGUACGCCCGGGCCUGGCUGGUACGGCGGCGUUUCCAGACCAUGCGCAGACUCGUUCUGAACGUACAGCUCUCCUACAGAGUCCAACAAUUGCGGAAGAAAAUAGAAGAGCAGAAUAAAGAGAACCGUGGACUUGUGGAGAGACUGACCAGUCUGGCCAACGCUCAUGCUCAAGGACUGGACAGGGCACAGGCUCUGGAGAUGGAGCUUAGCAAAGCAGUCAGUGAGAAGGCAUCUGUAGAGGAGAGGGAGAAGAAGAAUAAAGAAGACACUGAUAAGGUGAUUGCACAGCUUCAGGGUGAAAGAGACAAAGCCAGACUGGAGAAUCAGACUCUCCAGCAGAAACUCAAAGACUCCAUAGAGCAGAUGACAGACAAAUUUGAGAAACACAAGAAAAAACUCAUGGAGGACCUGGAGCGAGAAGAGAGGCUGCGGAAGGUGGCAGAGCACAACAGUGAGCUGCAGAAGGAGGACUUGGAGAAGGAGAUCUUGGCACUGAAGGAGGAGAACCGCAGGCUGAGAGAGGAGAAGGUUCGGCUGCAGGCACAGAUUGAGGAGGACACACAAGUCAACAAAGAGCUGCAGGAGCAGCUCAGUCAGCUCACCAAACACGUCAAGGUGAUACCAGAGUUACGUAAGGAGAUUAACAGCCUCCAAAUGGAAAAAGAUGAAACUGACAGAAAGAUGAGGGAGCAAACUCAGCAGACCAGAGAGAAAAUGAAUUUGAUUACGAGACGGCUGCUGGGUGAGGCUAAAGAAGAGGAGCUUAUUCUCAGGAUGAAAAAAGAGGCAACAGAAAAUGCUGAUGAUGAAGGAGAUCUUCUGUUUGCCUUUGAUGGGCUGCAGAAUGCUACCAGGGUGAUGGAGACUCAGCUGAAGGAGCAAAGGGAAGGUUAUGAGAGUCAGGUGGAAGCGCUUGUCUUUAAGAAUGAUCAUCUGACUAGAGAGAACCAGCAGCUGCAGGCUCUCUUUCAGGAGAAAAGUGAUGUCAACCGCAGCAUUGGACAGGAAGUGGCCCGCCUCAAUGCGGAAAACAUGGUGAUCCCAGAGCUGAAGCAGCAGGUUUCAGAACUACAGCGACACAGACAAGAGCUGGAGACUCAGCUAAAGGAGCAAAGCGCUGAGAUGAAUGACAAAAUGAUGAAGGUAUCCAGUGAACUUCAGAGCAAACUUGAGGAGGAGCGCUCCCAACGGAGGCUCUUGGACGAGAGGAAUAGAGAGAGUGAGAGGGAGAAGGAGGAGCUGGAGAGGAGGUUGGAGGAGCUUGAGGAGGAGAUGGAGCAGAUAAAGAGACUCCAGCAGGCAGAGAGUGAAGCAAAGAACAAAUUCAGGCAGGAGACUUCCCGCCUUACAGCUGAGAAUAUGGACUUUGAGGAGCAGUUAGAUAUGAAGGACAGAACCAUAAAGAGACUGCAGGACCAAAUCAAAGCUCUUCAGGCACCUGUGAAAGUGAACCAGAAAGCUGCACCAGCCCUUCCUAAGGAAUACCUCGGCAUGCUGGAGUAUAAGAAGGAGGAUGAAGACAAGCUUGUGCGCACAUUAAUACGGGAGCUGAAGCCGAGGGGUGUGGUGGUGAAUAUGAUCCCUGGGCUGGCAGCACAUCUCCUCUUUAUGUGUGUGCGGCAUGCUGAUUACCUCAGUGAUGGAAACAAGCUGAAGUCUCUAAUGCACGCCAUCAUCACGAGCAUUAAGCAAGUCAUAACGGAUCAUCAGGAAAACUUUGAAAUUUUGUCCUUCUGGCUCUCGAACACCUACUACCUGCUCAACUGCCUCAAACAGUACAGUGGAGAAGAAGAGUUUAUGAAGCAUAACACACAGCGACAGAAUAAAAACUGCCUGCAGAACUUUGACCUGUCGGAGCACAGGCAGAUCCUCAGUGAUCUCGCCAUCCGCAUCUAUCACCAGUUCAUAAACAUCAUGGAGGACACCCUCUUUCCUAUGAUUGUCCCUGCGAUGCUGGAGCACGAGAGUCUGCAGGGCAUCUCCAGCAUGAAGCCCACAGGUUUCCGUAAGCGCUCCAACAGCCUGCUGGAGGACGGUCACAGCGAGGGUCAGGCCUACAGCAUCUCCUCCGUCCUGCAGCUGAUGAAUGCCUUCCACAGCAGCAUGGUGCAGCAUGGUAUGGAGCCACAGCUGCAGGGACAGGCCAUCCGCCAGCUCUUCUACCUGAUAGGAGCAACCGCACUCAACAGCAUCCUCCUGCGCAAAGACCUCUGCUCCUGCCGCAAGGGCAUGCAGAUCAGGUGUAAUAUCAGUUAUUUGGAGGAGUGGUUGAGGGAGAAGGGUCUGCAGGGCUGCAGUGUGAUGGAGACUCUGGGGCCGCUGUCUCAGGCUGCUUGGCUUCUGCAGGUGAAUAAAACUACUGACGAGGACGCAGCUGAGAUCCAGCAGAGAUGCUAUGAGCUCUCUCCUGUCCAGAUUGUGAAGAUCCUCAACUCAUACACACCCAUCGAUGAUUUUGAAAAGCGGGUUGCACCAUCAUUCGUGCGUAAAGUUCAGGCGCUGCUGCAGGAGCGUGAAGGCUCGAAUCAGCUCAUGAUGGAUGCACAGUAUCGCUUCCAGGUCACAUUUCCUUUCUGCCCCUCCACACAAGCUCUGGAGCUCCUCCAGGUUCCCAGCAGCCUUCACCUGGGCUUCCUCACCCGCAUAUGA
Messenger RNA from Colossoma macropomum (tambaqui), 5445 nucleotides. RefSeq names its product myosin VC (gene myo5c). Gene Ontology annotation, molecular function: microfilament motor activity; ATP binding; actin filament binding. Lineage: Eukaryota; Metazoa; Chordata; Actinopteri; Characiformes; Serrasalmidae. Gene Ontology annotation, cellular component: myosin complex; vesicle; cytoplasm. The record is from RefSeq and is a predicted model, not a curated record. Gene Ontology annotation, biological process: vesicle transport along actin filament; actin filament organization.